AUGGCCGAACGCUUUGGCAUCGCCGCAUGUGCAAUCCUCAAAAAUUUCUCCACCGUCCUCACCUCAAUUAUGUGCUACCUCUACGAUAUUGCCAGCUAUGAAAAUUUUGUGCAAGAUAUGAUGCAGGAUACCUGGGAUUUCAGGCACUGCGGCAAUAAGAACGAAUUCUUUGGGGCCGGCGGGCAGCGGAGGAUCGAGAUGGCCAAGAUGCAGAGCAAGCUGAAUUUGUGGAGAUAUUAUGUGCUGACGAGGGAGCCGAUGGAGCGGUUUAUUUCGGGGUUUCUGGACAAAUGCGUCAUUAAAGCGAAAGCCAAAAAUAAGACCGUCCCGACCGGAACCUCAUGCUAUGGAUGCAAAGGAGACCUAGCUUGCUUCAUCAAGGCCCAAUACAACUCAUUUUUGGUAGCGACCAGGGGCGGAAAGCCUGGCUACAGCAUGGAGAACGAGCAUUUUGCACCACAGACGUGGUACUGCCAGCUCGGGAGCCAUUUCUCCGAGUAUCGCUUUUUCCACUAUUCCCAUCCGACAACCGGACAAAUGCUCGACGAAUUGUUUGAUGAAUUUGAGGCACUGGGAGUGCCAAAGAGAGUUGGAGAUCGAGUGAAAGAGCAGGUGAUCGGAAAACGAACCUACCACUCGACCUACCAAACCGGUGACCGCAUGAAGUACACCGAACAACUUAAAAAUGAUCCUAUGCUCCUUGAAACCUUUCUAAAGAUGUAUUUCUAUGAUUAUGUCUAUCUAGGAUAUCCAUUACCCAAUGUUACCCUC
Messenger RNA from Mesorhabditis spiculigera, 771 nucleotides. The record is from the annotation of a GenBank genome assembly. NCBI's taxonomy places the organism in Eukaryota, Metazoa, Nematoda, Chromadorea, Rhabditida, Rhabditidae.